CCAUAAAUAAAUUGCCAUGGAUAUACACAAUGAAUGUUAAAGCAAUGAUGCCAAAAUCAGCAUCUUCCCGAGGAGCAACCUUUUUCAUAGUGUUCCAUUCCACCGCGCGCGCCGUAAAAGCUAAAAUACGCCACCAUAGUUACAAAUCAAAAUAAUGCAUGAACUUAAGCAAACCGCCUCAAUUUUAUUACUACUAUAAUUUAUUAGUUUCCCUUAAAUUUCUAAUACGACAUCUCUUUGAAAAAUUUAAUUAAAUCUGUAUCUUCACCUCUCUUGAACCGAAUUCUUGUCGGCGAGUUCUGAAUUAGACUUCUUUCUUCUCAAUUUUCCGCGCGAUGGCGAUCUUGGACUCGCCGGAGAUCCUCGGCGCGACAUCGUCCGGCGCCGAAAAUGGUGGCGCACACCACGCCACUCUUCGACGGAGACAGAGUGCGCUCUCUGUUCCGCCUGUUCUCGACUCCGAUUCCAGCUCUCCGGAGGUGGAGAGCCCAAUCAAUGAUUCCGAAGAUGACCGAAACGACGCUAAUUUGAUGGGGAAUCCCCGCCGCGGAGCCGUGGAAUCCGAGAACAAGAAGCAGGAUGUGGGGUUGAGUUAUGUUAACGAGGAGGAGGAGGAGGAGGAGGGCAAAGUGAAGGACAAUGGAGAAAGUAGUAAUGGCAGCGGAACGGACGCCUUGGCUGUCAAAUUGACAUUCAGAGCAGCGGCGCCAGCACACCGCAAAAAUAAGGAGAGUCCUCUCAGCUCCGACGCUAUCUUUAAACAGAGCCAUGCUGGUUUAUUCAACCUUUGUAUAGUGGUGCUUGUUGCUGUAAAUAGCAGACUUAUAAUUGAGAAUUUGAUGAAGUAUGGAUGGCUGAUCAAAGCAGGAUUUUGGUUUAGUUCGACAUCACUUAGUGAUUGGCCACUGCUAAUGUGUUGUCUUUGUCUUCCCAUUUUUGCACUUGCUGCAUUUCUUGUGGAGAAGUUAGUGAAACUGAAGUAUAUACAUGAGUGGGUUGCAGUUUUUCUACACAUAAUAAUUACAACAACAGCGAUCUUGUUUCCGGUUGUUGUCAUUCUUAGGUGUGAUUCUGCUGUACUAUCUGGUGUCGCGUUGAUGCUCUUUGCUUGCAUUGUAUGGUUGAAGCUGGUUUCAUACGCACAUACAAAUUAUGAUUUGAGAGUACUAGCAAAAUCACUUGAUAAGUGGGAAGCUGUAUCCAAAUACUGGAACCUUGACUACUCUUAUGAUGUUAGCUUUAAAAGUCUGGUGUAUUUCAUGGUUGCUCCUACGUUGUGUUACCAGCCAAGCUACCCUCGAACAUCAUGCAUUCGAAAGGGUUGGGUGGUGAGGCAACUCAUUAAGCUGGUAAUAUUUACAGGAUUCAUGGGAUUUAUUGUAGAACAGUAUAUAAAUCCGAUUGUUCAAAAUUCUCAACAUCCCCUGAAAGGGAAUCUUUUGUAUGCCAUCGAGAGGGUCUUGAAGCUUUCAGUUCCAAAUUUAUACGUGUGGCUCUGCAUGUUUUAUUGUUUUUUCCACCUCUGGCUAAAUAUACUUGCUGAACUUUUAUGCUUUGGGGACCGUGAGUUUUAUAAGGAUUGGUGGAACGCAAAGACAGUCGAGGAGUAUUGGAGAAUGUGGAAUAUGCCUGUCCAUAAAUGGAUGGUUCGACAUAUAUAUUGCCCAUGCUUACAGAAUGGGUUACCAAAGAUAGUGGCAGUUUUGAUUGCAUUUCUUGUGUCUGCAAUUUUCCAUGAGUUGUGCAUUGCUGUCCCUUGCCACAUCUUCAAGUUUUGGGCAUUCUCUGGUAUCAUGCUUCAGGUUCCUCUUGUAAUCGUGACUAAUUACUUGCAAGACAAGUUCAAAAACUCAAUGGUGGGGAAUAUGAUGUUCUGGUGCUUCUUCUGCAUCUUCGGUCAACCUAUGUGUGUGCUGCUGUACUACCAUGACUUGAUGAAUCGAAAAGCUAGCGCAAGGUAGGGAUAUCCAUCCUCAAAAGUUUAUGUUCCAAGUAGAAAACACCCCCGCUCACCCCUCGCCCGAAAAAAUAAGAAGAAAAGAAGAAUCCUGAUUGUGUGCUGAUAGAGAACUUGCUGCAUCUUAUCUGUCUGAAACAGCUUGGAGUAGUUUGUUAUCUGCCUCGGUUCCUGACUUUAUGAUUUGUUGUAAUGGGGGUAGGGGCCAUCAAAGUUUUGUCUAGUUUUCAAGGAAUUACAGAAUGCUCUAAAAUUUGAUGAAGCAUCCACAUUUUCACACUGGAAAUGGGUUGAAUUUGUACAUUUUUUAUUUCUGUGCUAUAUCACAAUUUGUAUAUUCUCGCGAAAA
Molecule: messenger RNA, 2306 nt
Organism: Salvia miltiorrhiza (redroot sage)
Lineage: Eukaryota; Viridiplantae; Streptophyta; Magnoliopsida; Lamiales; Lamiaceae
Product: diacylglycerol O-acyltransferase 1A
Exons: 16
Coding region: 336-1961 (541 amino acids)
Biological process (GO): triglyceride biosynthetic process
Cellular component (GO): endoplasmic reticulum membrane; chloroplast envelope
Molecular function (GO): diacylglycerol O-acyltransferase activity
Source: RefSeq, a predicted model, not a curated record